This is a messenger RNA of Pistacia vera, 621 nucleotides long. RefSeq names its product heavy metal-associated isoprenylated plant protein 39-like. The record is from RefSeq and is a predicted model, not a curated record. The coding region runs from base 139 to 450 and encodes 103 amino acids. Gene Ontology annotation, molecular function: metal ion binding. Lineage: Eukaryota; Viridiplantae; Streptophyta; Magnoliopsida; Sapindales; Anacardiaceae. The transcript is spliced from 3 exons.
UUCAUUCACAAAAUUGACGAUCCCACCUGAACCAAGAGCCUCAAAUCUCACCCUCUCACCCUUUUCUUUAUAAACUCCACAUGGUUCUUAAAUUUUCAUUUUUCAUUUCAUUUCUGAUAUCAUCAUCCUCUUCCUGCCAUGGCUCAGAAGGUGGUGUUGAAGGUUUUGACCAUGACUGACGAUAAGACCAAGCAGAAAGCCAUUGAAGCUGCUGCUGAUAUCUUUGGAGUUGAUUCAAUUGCGGCUGAUUUAAAAGACCAGAAGCUAACAGUGAUAGGGCAGAUGGAUACAGUGGCAGUAGCGAAGAGGUUGAAGAAAGUAGGAAAAGUGGACAUCAUCUCAGUUGGGCCAGCCAAAGAGGAGAAGAAACCAGAAGAAAAGAAAGAAGAGAAGAAAGAGGAGAAGAAACCGGAAGAAAAGAAAGAAGAGAAGAAAGAGGACAAAAAAUGAAAAACCAUAUGUGAAUUUUUCUCUGUAAUAAUAAUUAUUGUAGCAAAAUUUUCAUUCAUGCUUAGCAAUUAAUGUGAUUAGAUUUAAAAUGGUUUGCGUGAAUCGCCAGAUUUGUCUCGUUGUAAACAAUUAAUAUUAAAGCGCAGGAAGAAGAAGUAGUUUUUGUUUCCA